Messenger RNA from Strongylus vulgaris, 744 nucleotides. The record is from the annotation of a GenBank genome assembly. NCBI's taxonomy places the organism in Eukaryota, Metazoa, Nematoda, Chromadorea, Rhabditida, Strongylidae.
CUAUCUGAAGUUGUCAAACCUACUGCCGACACCAAUUUCUCUGAAGAAGCUAGAGCUGAAAUGGACGGAUUAGAGCAGUGUUUUUAUAAAGAGGUACAAGUGUCCUCAAGAAAUAAGAAAAAACAAGCUAAAAAGGAGGAAGCUCUUCGCCGAAUGCAAGAGGCCAUGGAGAGAGAUCGUGAAAACGCUGCAACUUCACUGCGAGUGACAGAGAUGACUGCAAUUCAGAAGAUUUUGGAUGAACGUGGACUCAGUUUAGUCGAUAUUGCCCCAGAUGGAGAUUGUCUCUACAAUGCUAUAGCUUAUCAGCUAUCACGUGUGAAAGGUUAUGAACAGGUCACUGGUAAGGAUAUGCGACGCCGAGCUGCAAAAUACAUGCGAGAAAACAAGAGUGACUUUGUGCCAUUUUUAACUAAUGAAAGUGAUGAACCGCUGGACGAGUUCGAGUUUGAAAAAUACUGCUGUGGAGUAGAAAAUGAGAGCAAAGAUGGCGGCGUGUGGGGAGGGGAACCAGAACUAAAUGCGCUUAGUUGUAGUCUAGAAAGGAGUAUAGAGGUAUUUUUCAUAGGCAAUAAUCGACUACAUGAAGUUAGCGUUUUCAUUCAGCUUAUUCAACCAGCUGGGCCUCCAGUGAUCUUUGGUGAAGAUUAUAAAAAUACGAAACCUUUAAUAAUCGUCUAUCAUCGACAUGCUUAUCAAUUAGGAGCACAUUACAAUUCAACUAGUGUUAAGACGAUAUCUUAG